Messenger RNA from Zea mays, 1460 nucleotides. Its product is annotated as SNARE associated Golgi protein family. NCBI's taxonomy places the organism in Eukaryota, Viridiplantae, Streptophyta, Magnoliopsida, Poales, Poaceae. The transcript is spliced from 4 exons. Bases 328 to 1107 code for a protein of 259 amino acids. Gene Ontology annotation, biological process: autophagosome assembly. The record is from RefSeq and is a predicted model, not a curated record.
GGGAGGGAAGUGUGAAGGUAGGAGAGAGAGAGAGGGAGCCAAGGGAAGCUCUCUUCUUUCUUCCUCCUCCUCGUCCUCUCGAAUUCCGUCUCUUGUCUCUGUCCUCCUCGCUCGGCUUCCCCGGUUCUUGAGAGGGGAAAUAGGAGGCGGAGCCGAGGAGAGGGAUGGGGAGGGACGAGAGGUUCCCAGUGUGGGAGGCCGCGCUCGGCGCUGGGGUCGCCGCCGCCUUCGCCGCUGGGCUCGUCGGGGUUUACCUUUCCAUGCCGGACUCCGACUACAGCUUCCUCAAGCUGCCACGUAAUCUCCAGGAACUCCAAAUCCUCACGUAUGUUUUUUUUUAACUUUUGCCUGCCCCUUAAGCUCCUCAUUUUUUUCUUUGUCCGGUUGGUUGGUGCCGGUGGUGCACGAAAGCUUCCGCCUUCUCUCUGUUUUCUCGUACGAAAUUUGAUGCCGAUAUGCCCUAUGAUUAUCUGCACGCAAGUUGUCUGCAUCCUCUUAAUGGAUGGCCAUCUUGAGAACUAUACUAGCGACUACACCCUACAGGUGUUGGUAGGCUACUGCGCCGUGUACAUCUUCAUGCAGACCUUCAUGAUCCCAGGAACGAUAUUCAUGUCACUGCUUGCUGGUGCUCUGUUUGGGCAGCUCCGGGGCGUGGCCCUGGUAGUCUUCGCCGCCACUGCUGGCGCUUCUUCGUGCUAUUUCCUGUCGAAGAUGAUUGGGAAGCCACUGGUGUUCACGCUGUGGCCAGAUAAACUCAGCUUCUUCCAGAGACAGGUUGCUAAAAGAAGAGAGAAGCUCUUGAAUUACAUGCUUUUCCUCAGGGUGACCCCAACAUUGCCAAAUACCUUCAUCAACUUGGCUUCACCGAUAGUAGAUGUCCCCUACCACAUAUUCUUACUGGGAACUCUCAUUGGCCUUAUCCCAGCUUCUUAUGUGACUGUCAGGGCUGGAAUCGCUCUUGGAGAAUUAACUUCGCUAAGCGACCUUUACGACACCCAGUCGAUAGCGCUGCUAUUCCUGAUCGGUGUUGUUUCAGUCACACCAGCAUUGUUGGGCAAGGACGAGGCACAAGAAAAACCAUCAGAAAUGGCUGUAGGCGCGUCGUGAUCACCAAAGCACCGAGCACCUGUACAUAUCAACAUGCAGCCAUGCAGUGGCUUCAUUAGUUCAGAUCGACGGGCCCGUGUGGCUGGAUGACAAAAACGGUUCGCAUGGCUACUACACAGCUUGGAUAGGCCAUUCAGCACAUUAUGAUUAUGAACGAUUGAAUGAAUCUGGGAAGCAGAAUGCCCGUUCCACAAGCUGCUCUGAUGUGUAAACGAGUAGUGCUGUUCGGAUAGGCCUGGCAUUUAGUCUAAUCCCUGUUUAUAUUGACCAGAUUCAUUCAAUCCAUAUUCAGUGGUUCAAAGAUAAUGCCCUGUCCAGCUGCUGUGUUCCUCAAUGUCUUUCUCCAUUUCUAA